Molecule: messenger RNA, 1152 nt
Organism: Papilio xuthus (Asian swallowtail)
Lineage: Eukaryota; Metazoa; Arthropoda; Insecta; Lepidoptera; Papilionidae
Product: inactive pancreatic lipase-related protein 1
Exons: 8
Coding region: 105-1085 (326 amino acids)
Biological process (GO): lipid catabolic process
Molecular function (GO): serine hydrolase activity; lipase activity
Source: RefSeq, a predicted model, not a curated record
UCUGUGUUCGUUAGGGGAGCAUGUGGGGUCGCUCUGUGACUGUGACAUGAUUUUCCGACGACUCAAGAGUUUUCCUCUUGUCUCCUGUGUGUUAAGAUUGCAACAUGAAAGCCUCUCCGUGCACGAUAAUGACCUUUUUCAUUGGUAUAGCAGAAAUAUGUUACACACCAGCUCCGAUAGGCGAGUGCAUCAACUGUUGUCAAAGAGAUGACGGAAUUGAUAUCCAGUACAAGCUAUUCAAUAGAGCGCAUCCCACGACGUUCCAUACAGUCCCAUCAAAUAACCUGACAGAAUUGUCGAGAACUGAUUUCGACAUCUCGAAGCCAACCGUCAUCUAUGUAAUGGGCUUCUCGGAGGCUAUCACAGGACCAAGCACUAUAACAAUGAGAGAUGAAUAUCUAGCCACCAGUGAUUGUAACUUUAUAUCUGUGGACUGGUCACGUCUUAUGCCAUUCCCUUGGUAUGUUACAGCAGUUAAGAACACUCGGUACAUGGGAGUGAAAUUAGCCGACUUUAUACAGUACUUGGACUCUGUGGGCGCGAGGGCAUCAUCAUUACACGUUGUCGGAUUUUCUUUAGGCGCUGAAGCUGCGGGAUUCGCGGGAAAGAUGCUGAAAUCCAGAGGUCUACAAAUAGGCAGGAUAACUGGUUUGGAUCCUGCCUACCCAGGUUAUACGUUCACGAACACAGAUGGCCACCUGUCCAAGGGUGACGCCGCCUUUGUUGACGUCAUUCACACGAAUCCCGGGAUCUUUGGCUUCCUGACUCCUAUUGGUGAUGUUGACUUUUAUCCCAAUUAUGGGUCUUGGAUCCAGCCGGGAUGCUGGGUUGAUCAGCUCGUUAAGAAUAUGGAGGUGAAAUAUAUAUAUGGUUGCAGCCAUAUUCGAGCGUGGCGGUAUUACGCGGAGUCCCUCAGGAACCCAACUGGAUUCCCCGCUACGCUGUGCAAGACAUGGCGGAACCCCACGAGUAACUGCGGCUUCAGUGUUGACGGAUAUAUGGGAAUAGGAGCUCAACCACCGAUCAAAGGGAUAAUGUACUUGGAGACGAAUCAGUAUUCACCGUUUGCGAGGAAUGGACCAUAAAUAAUUAAGAUUGUUGUUGUUGAAUAGUUUUUACUGUUUUAAAUAUAUUUCCGUCUGCUAUAUCUCU